GGCCGCCCUCGCCGGCUCCCAAUCCAUCACGUGGCCAUCCCCACUUGUAAGACAUAGAUUGUGAAGAAUCAGGAAUCCACUCCAAUGAAGAUAGAAUUCCAAAUCUGCAUAAAUAGGAAUCCGAUGAAGAUAGAAUUCCAAAUCAGCUGCAAGGUGAAGAAGUGAAUAUCCUUAACAGAGUUAACUCUACAUGGCCACAAUUCCAAUUUUUGACGGUACCAACUACGAGUUUUGGAGUGUGAAGAUGAAAACUGUGUUUUUAUCUAUGGAUUUAUGGGAUACGGUACAGAAUGGGUAUGAUGAGACCAGCAAGGAGAAGCAACAGAAGGAUGCUGCAGCUCUUUCUCACAUCCAGCAAGGCGUCUCAGACCGGAUCUUUCGAAGAAUCAAGAAUGCUACAAAAGCCAAACAAGCUUGGGACAUUCUCUCCCAAUUGAGUGCUGAGGAACCAACUCGGCCUGAUGAUAGGAAUGUACUAACACCCAAAGAACUGAAGCAAGCAGGGGCAAACCAUUUGAUAGUGGCUACACUUAUAGCAACUGUAACCUUUACUGCUGCUUUCACGAUGCCCGGUGGAUACAAUGGCAACGAUGGCCCAAACCAAGGCAUGGCGGUUCUAAGAAGAGCAUACUUUUUCAAAUUUUUUAUGGUAGCAGAUACCAUGGCCAUGUCAUUCUCCAUUUCAGCAGUGCUCAUCCACUUCUUUGCGGCUAUUACUAACAAUCGGGAUGAAGUAGAGAAGCUAGUUUAUAUAGCUGCUUAUCUUAUUAUUUGUGCUACGAUUGCAAUGAUGUUUGCGUUCAUUGCGGGGACACGUGCUGUCUUAGCACAUUCAUCUGGCCUUAAUAUUUCAGUUGCUGUUAUCGCUGGCCUUCCCCUCUCAGCUUUCGUGUUUACCAACAUCGCUCAAAGAGUUAUUGGUCCAUGCGUAGACGCCUUAAUUAGAUCCAUCUGCACCUAGAGGGGGGUUUUAGUUCGAGAGGGCAGGGCACCCAAAUCUGUAUCAGUAGUGAUGCAAAGUCUAUGCUUAUGGUUCUAUUGGCUUCUACUUUGUUA
Camellia sinensis is the source of this 1056-nucleotide messenger RNA. NCBI's taxonomy places the organism in Eukaryota, Viridiplantae, Streptophyta, Magnoliopsida, Ericales, Theaceae. The record is from RefSeq and is a predicted model, not a curated record.